Molecule: messenger RNA, 1035 nt
Organism: Paramacrobiotus metropolitanus
Lineage: Eukaryota; Metazoa; Tardigrada; Eutardigrada; Parachela; Macrobiotidae
Product: melatonin receptor type 1A-like
Exons: 2
Coding region: 1-1035 (344 amino acids)
Biological process (GO): G protein-coupled receptor signaling pathway
Cellular component (GO): membrane
Molecular function (GO): G protein-coupled receptor activity
Source: RefSeq, a predicted model, not a curated record
AUGAAUUCUUCAACGGCAUCCAAUUUAACGAUACCAGCAUGGGUCGUAUACAAAAAGCCUCUGGUCAUUUGGUGUUUUGCGACAUUAAGCAUAUCCGUCGUCGGGAUAAUUCUUUACGCUCUGUUAUUAACCGUCAUCAUCCAGCGAAAAGCCUACCGCUCCGGAUGCGAGAUCCUGAUUCUCCACCAAAUCUUCGUGGACGUUGUCAUGGUGGCCAUUCUCAUCCCCAGCAACAUCCUUAACGUCUAUCUGGGCCAGUACAAUUUAUUCGGCUAUCGGGACUGCGCGGCAAUGCACUUUAUUUUCAUGACGACCCUCGGAGUCUCCAACUGGUCACAGACGACACUGGCCGUCAACCGGUUUGUGGCCACCCUCUAUCCACACUCGUACAAGUACUGGGUGUCACCGGUGGCUCUGGUCUGUAUGGUGGCUUUUGAUUGGCUCUUGACUAUAGCUAAUAAUAUACCGGAGGCACUUAGCGUGGAUGGCAGUUACGGAUUCUCCCAGACGUGGCGCAACUGUGGAUACUGGAUCAACCGUCCGGGACUGUUCAUUCAGUUUUACGUGGCAAUUAAUAUCUACAUCCCCACCAUUGUUAUGAUGUUGUUGUACUUGGUCAUUUUUGCCCGAAUCGGUCGCAUGCGGAGAAUUACGGUGGAGAGCAGCUCGACCAGUCUGGAUAGGAGACGCAGCCGAUUUCGUCGGCGUGUUAUGAUGGCGAAGAUUUUGUGCUUUACGUCGUUAUGGUACUGCGCCUGUUUCUAUCCGCAGAACAUCGCCGGAUCGCUGCGUGUUGAUGGGAAACUGGUGUUUAUGCAAUUGUGGUUGCGGACGCUUUAUUUGUGCGGAUACAUUUUGACACCGGUGUUCUUUUUCGGUCUCAAUCAUGAGUACCGCGCUGCCCUGGGAAGGAUCAUGCAAAGGAUAUUUCGAUGCCGGUGUAAUUUCGUCUUUAGAACCAUCGUGAUUCACUCCCGUGAAGAAACUGAAGGGAGCGGAGAAACCUUCGGUCUUAAAAAGCUUACGCCACGAUAA